This is a messenger RNA of Amoebophrya sp. A25, 2999 nucleotides long. Lineage: Eukaryota; Dinophyceae; Syndiniales; Amoebophryaceae. The record is from the annotation of a GenBank genome assembly.
CUUUAUGUGAGUUGAAUUAUUGAUUUGGCUAGAACUAGAAGCAAUCAUAGAUGAAAUAGGGGACUCCAGGCCGCCAAAUCAUUCCGAGUUUUGAAUUUUGUGCUCCUCCGUCGUUAACUCUAAUUGAAGAAAAAAAAUGCAUGGUCGUCUCGCAUUUCAGACAACCCGUUGUGACAUCGUGCUGCCUGCGGCGAGACACAAGAAAGGUUACGCCAUCAGCGCAGAUAGGAAUAUAAAGAUGCUGGCACUUAGAUGGCGAUUAAGAUAAAACAUAGUCGGAGACUCGGUGGCGCGAAGCUAUGGCGUCAUCCGUCGCGCCAGAGGCUCCUGAAGAAGGCGGCGCACCUGCUCGAGAAUCAGGGGAAGAGAAGUUUCGGUCGUAUAACCUCCCGCAAGACGAGGAGAGUAAAGGUGUAGGCGGCAAUGUAGGAGGUGCAAAUGCCGCUACAUCGUCACAGCAGUCUUUGAGCGGAUUCAACGGCUUCGAAUCCGUCUCGAACGUGGAUAGCCGUGUUCCACUGUGCAUGCGCCUGACCGACUGGAGUAAGCGUCCUGAGCCCUUUGGUGGUGGUCCUGUGCAAGUGCGUGUCGAGUGCUUCUUUCAGAACUGGGAGGUCAAACCUGUUGAUGGAAAAGAGCGCUUCUUCCUGACCGUCAAGCUGACUCUUUGGUGGACCGAUGAGCGCUUCAUGGUCGGCUGCAAGAAGGCCUACGACGGAGAGCCUCUGAGGGAGGUGCAGCGAAGAUACCGAAAAUUGUCUACAUCGGACCUGUCGCCCGGUAAUGAGGACAAAAUACUCGGGGAGCAUUGGCCGUAUGAGACGACCCCGCCGAACUUGUGGAGGCCCGAAAUAUUUUCGCUCUAUGUGUUGGACGUCUUGAAAGUUCCGGAAGACUACCAAGAAACUCCAGUCACGUUCAUGAAGCCUGGGAAGUUAAGGGCAUUGCGACAUGCAGUUUUAUUCGAUUGUGUGUGAAGUGUUGAUGAACACAAUUAGGAAAGUGUUUCGCAACGAAGUUUCCAUCCAUUCUCAAAAGAGAUCGCUGCAUGUGGGAUUUUCCAUGUACAGCUUCCUCUAAAACCAAAAAAUUCCAUAACAGUAAUUAAGUGACCUCCUCCCAUAGCAGGAUCUUGUUAAGACUUUUUCCUUUUUCUCAGAGGUGUGCUGCAGAUUUAGAUUGGCUCCUCCCUUUUUAUAAGGUUGGGGCUUAGGUCCAGCGGCGCUCGAAGCACAUAGGGAAAGCAGCCGGCUAUUUUUCCCUCUACUCGUAGACUUAUCUCUUCAAGCAACACAUUAUAGAUAAGGGAGUGUGUUGGAUUGUCUGCCUGGCUGUAGCAGCUUUAAGAAAGUUUGGCACCGAUGGGCUCCUACAGUGGCAGAUUGCAUUUGAGCCGCUGAAUAUGGACACAUUACGGGACUCCAACGCCCUCAAAGUCUUCCCUUUCGACAGCUUUCGCUGUGAUUUUGGUAUUUGUCUCAGCGGUGAGACGCGGCUGGAGUCGGCGGCGCAGGUGCGGCCCACAUUUCACAACGAGGACAAAGACGGAAAGGGCUACCACAUCCAUUGGCGCUGUGCUCAGAACAAUGGAGAGUUUUAUAUCCACAGUUUGUCGUAUGCGGAGGCUUCACACGGGUCGCCGCUGAUCGAGAAUCAGUCCUACAGGGACCUGAUUUUUUCGUUGCACGUCGCUCGAAAUCCUAGUUUCUACCUGUACAAAGGCCUGCUGCCGCUAGUGGCGAUCACGCUGUUUGGUUUCCUCGGAUUUUUUUUGGACACCGACGCACUGGCUGACAGGCUGGCGCUUUACUUAUGUCACGGGCUAUAUGUUGGUAGAUGAUGUUAGUAGAGUUGUGCCCGUAUUGGUAUUGCGGACUAGUAGUCGCGUUGAGUGAUGACCUAUUGAUUACGUCGCGCAACAGAAUAUACCUUCUAAGUAGUUCGACCAUGUUCCUGACUUGCUUCGCGGUACAGUGGAUUACGAUGGACCGGCUCCCACGGGUCGCGUACCUAACCGUGUUCGACGAUAUUGUGCUUGGUGUUGGGUCGGCGCUGUUUUUCAUGUCUUGCGGUGCGGGAGUGAGUAAGCUGCUCUACAGAAAGUGGAGUAGGCGGAACGCUGACGAUAGUGUUAUGAUGGGGGCGAGGCGCUAUGUUGCACUGUAAAACAAAUUGAUAGUAACUGAUCCUAUUAUAGCAUGUAGCCUCAACUUUUUCUAGAACGCUUGACCAUAUAAGUGUUUUCGGGAGCAAGUAUAGAGUUUUGAUUCUCUGCUGUAUCAAUGUUCCUUCCUCUCUCUCCUUCAUCCAAAGCGGCGUGCAUCCCGACGAUUUCGAUGCAGUCUUUGGGGCUUCGCUUGCGGGGUUGUUUUUGCUAUAUGUGGUUUAUUGUCUUGUCUACAAAGUAAAGCGCGACAGGAAACGCUAUGGGAUGAGCCGGAGACUCGGGUUUACGUCUCUCUUCACGAUACACGAAGCCUAUAAGAAAACUUUUGACGUGUCGAAAGCAGGCGGCUCAACACAGUGGGAGUCGGGGUAUAUCUCGGGUGAAAAAACUUCAACUGCGGAAUUUUGAAGCCCUGGUGACGGCUUGAAAAGAUUACCAAAGGGAUCAGUGGCCGUAGUUGGUGAAAGGAAGGCGCCUUGUGGAUAGAAUGCUUGGGUCUCUUUUUCGAAGAAGCAAAGCGAAAAUGUGGAUAGCAUGUAGACAGGUUCGAUCUCGGGGUCGCUUCAUUUCACCACAUCGAAAGCAUUGCAAAGAAGAGCUUGAAGCUAAAAAUUGAUAGGCAUCUUGCGCUGUAACUCAUUCAUUCACAUAUUGUUUUUGAUGAUUCAGAUUGUGUUUGCAUGAAUAGCAAGAAACACGCACUGGUGCGAAGCGACUACGGCUUAAUUUGACUCCAGCGCUCGCGCGUGGUCUGUUGAGUCUGGAUAGUACGUAGCGCCUUCGGUGCAAUGCGAUCGGCAUCGAAUACACUGGAUGCGCUCGAAGAUAAGGA